Molecule: messenger RNA, 4231 nt
Organism: Chara braunii
Lineage: Eukaryota; Viridiplantae; Streptophyta; Charophyceae; Charales; Characeae
Source: the annotation of a GenBank genome assembly
GGGUCCCGUUCGACAUCGCUGGCCCUUCGCCGGUGCGUACCUGCCUCGCUGGGCCCAUUGGCGCCAUCGCCGUCGUGUUUUCGGAAACUUGAUCCGUUCAAUUCGAUUUCGACGAAUGAAUUUCGAGGAGCACUGCCGUCCCGCCAUCUGUGAUCCCUCGCGACCAUAUGUGCCAGUCACUUGCUGUAUCAGUUAACAGUAUAUAUACAAAACAUGCAGGCGAGAAUGCGGUCUGCAGGCGAGAAUCUGGUCUGCAGACGACAGUAAACGUUUCUUCUUCGGCUUGUGCCCAUGUCGCCCCGGUGGAACGGCCCGUGCCAACAGAGGACGACUGCUGCGGGUUGUCUGAAGUCCGUGCGAAGAUCGUAACCCUCCUGGACGCGAGGCGUUCCCGUUGGCGAUGGCUUUGGUGCUGAAGAUAGAACGGCAUGGUGUCAGACAUCCAAGAGGUUGGCGGGAAAGAGGAAGAUGCCUAUGGAUAUGGGCGUCUGCUGUAACUGUACACAGUCUGGCGUGUUGCUUCUCUGGUGGUAAAUAAUGCAAUGUUGCGCAUUUGCUUGAACAUUGGCGGGAGGAAGACAUAGAGAAAAAGGAGGAGGGGGAGGGGAAGGACAGAUUCUCUCUUGGGGGGGGGGCACAUAAGAUGGGGUUUUGGCCUGAUGGGGGGGGGGGGGGGGGGGGGGGGGGGGGGGGGGGGGGGGGGGGGGGGGGGGGGGGGGUCCUGGUGUGAAGAGUGGUAGAGAGGAUUCCAGCAUAGGAUGGGGUUCUGCCCUGGUGUGAAGAGUGAAUUGAGGUUUUGUCCAUGAACGUGCAAGAGGCGUCUGUGUGUGCGCGGAGGCAUGCCCAGACUUUAGGGAGGGGCUACUCUUGGGAGCAUCGGGAUUUAUCCAAGGGUCGGAGGGUAGAGGGGGGGGGUGGCAGGCUGUUCGGUGGUGGGGGAACGUAGAUGGGCAGCAGAGUGUAGGGGGCUUGCAGGCUGUUCCUUGGUGGGGGCAUAUAGAUGGGCAGCAGAGUCUAGGGGGCUAGGGGACAGGGUCCGGAGGGGGGUGGGUGGUUAAGGAGGCAAAAUGCAUGCUUUUCCUGAUGUAGGAUGAGUCCGUUUGUUAGAUCACUCGAUUAGCGAAGACAGUGUUGCCUGCCUGCCUGCCUGCCUGCUGCGUACGGGGGUAAUGGAGGCGUUCCUAGUGGAUUGCGUGUGUGAGUCGCUGCGGUUGUACAUGUACUCAAAUGCGACCUUCUUGUGUGAGAGGCUCUAUGCGGGAUUUCCCACUGAGAGCAAUCUUCACCUGCUUAGCACAUGUUACUACCGAUCGAAUCAGCCACAGAGGGCAUACCUCGUGCUGAAAGGUGCGAAGUCGCCUCAGUCGCGGUAUUUAUAUGCGCUGGCAUGCAUGGAUUUGAAUAAACUGGUGGAGGCUGAGGCGGCGCUGCUACCCCCUGAUGAUUGCAGCGCUGAUGUGCCCAAUGGGGCAGCUGGUCACUACCUGUUAGGUGUCAUUAGCCGACUCACCGAUCGCAGGCAGAAUGCCAUUUCUCAUUACAGUGCCGCUCUGUCACUUGACCCCUUCUUCUGGUGUGCGUAUGAAGAGCUGUGCCAGCUUGGAGCAGAGGAAGAAGCUGCAGCGCUUUACGGUGACGCUGCAAUCUCAGCCAUUCAUCAAGGGCAAUACGGUGCUGCUGCCAACGUGUAUGGUGGCCACCAGGGAUUCGGAGGAGGAGAUGGGGUAGUCGACAUUGACCAGUUCGAUUACAACUCCCGCACUCCGAUUGGUGGUUCGAAGCAUCAUGCCUCUCGAGUAGCGCCAUCUACUGCAGCUCCAUCUACCUCAGGGAUGGAGAGUUCCACGCCUUCUGCAAAUCCUGGGGAUGGGACUGGUCUGUCGUCUUCUGUACUGGCAUCUCCCUCUUCGUACGUGACACCCUCGCCUGUUGCACCUCCAGUGAUGUUCGCUCCUCCCGCCCUGCCUCGGGCGAUGCCAGGUACGUGUGUGUCAGGGGGUGCGGGACAUUCUGCAGGGGCGGCAGGCGUGGGCAUGGCUGCUGGUAGUGGGGACGGAUCUGCUCCCAAGGUGGCGGUCGGAGUGCAGGCACCAACGGGACAUCGACGGAAAUUUGUUGACGAGGGGAAGUUGCGUAAGGUGUCUGGGCGACUGUUUGCGGAACCAUCGUUGUCGGGGGUAAGGAGGAGUUCGCGUUUGGCGGAAGGGGGAGCAGUCCUAGGGGCAGGACAAGGAGGGGGUCCAGGGCCUUCGUGUAGCUUAGUGAGUGGGGGUGUAGGAUCGGCAGCUGGUGCAAGUGCAGGUGUUGUAGGGCCCUGUGGUCCUGGAACAUCAGCAGGCGUCGCGUCAGGUCCUUCGGGUGCCUCAACAGGAGCAGCUCCACCGGCUGUGGGAGUGGGAAAGGGCAGCAGCUUUGUUGGGGUGUCAGGGCGGGUGAGCACAAAGAGAGGGUCUGGGACUUCUGCAGGACUUGUGGAUGCUGAGGAGAUUGGGAGGCGAGGUCUGGAUGGUGGUGGAGAUGGGGGUGUAGUCUGCAGCGAUGGGGGUGGGGGUGGGGGUGGGGCUGGGUUGGGGUCUAUGAGCAGCAGCGGAAGCAGCAGAGCUUUUAGAGGACGGAGCGCAUCUAGAGUUGGGGACGAAGAUGGGAGCGUGGUUCAUCCCCAUUCAAAAGCUGGGGCGUUGGUUAGGGGAGGAGGCGCGAGAAGUGCCCCGGCGACAACAACACUGGGCUCUGCGGGUGCAGAUGGUGACAAUCCUCAUGACAACCAAGGAGCUGUGGGCAUUGGUGCUACGUAUGCCCUUGGGAAAGGAAGAACGCACUCAGGGGCACUCGAAGCUUUCAGCUUGCUUCGCAUAAUGGGGGAGGGAUUCAGACUACUUUGUAUGUUCAGAUGCCAGGAUGCUGCAGACAUGUUCCUAAAACUACCGACUGCACAGUACGCGACGGGUUGGGUGCUGUGCCAAGUAGGGAGGGCGUACUUGGAAAUGGUUGAGUAUGCGGAAGCAGAGCGCGCAUUUCAGUGGGCCCGUCGUACGGCUCCCCACAGGCUCGAGGGUAUGGACCUCUACUCUACCGUUCUUUACCACAUGAAGAAGGAAGUGGAAUUGGCACAUCUUGCCCAUGAAGCGGUGGCGCUGGAUCGACUGUCUCCACAAUCAUGGUGUAUCAUCGGUAACUGUUUUAGUUUGCAGCGGGAACACGAGACGGCUCUUCGGUUCUUUCAGCGAGCGCUACAACUGCAUCCCAACUUCACGUAUGCGCACACUCUUUGCGGUCACGAGUACGUAGCCAUCGAGGAUUUUGAGGAAGGUUUGCACUGCUAUCGGAAUGCAAUCAGGAUUGACAGCCGGCAUUACAAUGCAUGGUACGGGCUGGGAACGAUUUAUUACCGGCAGGAGAAGUAUGAGCUCGCCGAGUAUCACUUCCGGCGAGCCCUGGCCAUCAACCACAGCUCUUCCGUCUUGUAUUGUUAUCUAGGCAUGGCAUUGCACGCACUCGAGAGGAAUUGCGAGGCGCUUGCUCUGCUGUCAACGGCAAUCGCAAUGGAUAGCAAAAACCCCCUCGCCAAGUUCCAGAAGGCCAAUGUUCUGAUGGCGGAGGAGCGGUACACGGAAGCCUUGGCAGAGCUGGAGAGACUGAAGGAAGUUGCUCCACGGGAGGCGAGCGUGUAUUUCGCGAUGGGCAAGAUCUACAAGAAGCUGGACAAGCCCGAUCUGGCCAUGGUGCAGUUCUGCAUGGCUCUGGACCUCAAGCCAUCCUCGAAUGAGGCGAACCUCAUUAAGCUGGCAAUCGAAAAGCUGAAUGUGCCAGACGACUGUGAAGAUGAGAAUCUUUAGUCUUGAGCUUUGCUGCCGUGCUGUUCCUAGUCGGUGGUAGAGGGAGUCAGCCUCUCGGAUGGCUGGAAGAUUGUGUGCUCUGUUUUCCGAUCAGUUGAACCGACUGCCCUGAUGUUCCUUCCUUUCCCCUCCCUGCCCCUGCCCCACACACCUUCUGCCCUUUCUCCUGUCGAGGUGUUUGCAGCGGGGGAAUCAUGAGGACCAGUAUUCUUUUUUGUUAAUUUUGGAAAAAGGCACCCUUGAAGGGAGACCAAUCCGGUUUUUUAUCCACUGGAAAGUCAUUUUUUAGUAUUUUUAUCAGCACAAUACCUUGUCCAUGGGUGGAAGCUCCAACGAUGCCUCUUGUCACUAUAGCUGGAAGUUUUGUUACCCUUCAAUGAAGAGGCAUUGCCUUU